This is a messenger RNA of Colletotrichum chrysophilum, 1935 nucleotides long. RefSeq lists its product as uncharacterized. The transcript has 2 exons. NCBI's taxonomy places the organism in Eukaryota, Fungi, Ascomycota, Sordariomycetes, Glomerellales, Glomerellaceae. The coding region runs from base 1 to 1935 and encodes 644 amino acids. The record is from RefSeq and is a predicted model, not a curated record.
AUGAGCAACGGCAACUUUCCCAACCUCGGCGCCCUGGACGACUUCGCCCGCGACCUCUUCCGCCACGCCAAGUCCGCCGGCCCAGAGUUCGCAGACAUUGCAAUCGCUGUCCGCCGCUUACACGGUGUCUUAAAACACCUCAAGGUCGAGGCCGAAGACCCGGACUCCCUCCUCAACUCCCAUGAUGCGGCCGUCUACAAUCGCCAGCUGGCGCCGUUGGUCGAGGACUGCGACUUCAACCUCAAGCAGCUCGAGACUAUCCUCAAGAAAUACGGCGACGUGGACCGUCUCGAAGAGCGCGAGCGCGACAUGAUUGACAUGAUCCGCACCAAGCUCGCGAAUCAGAAGACGAGUAUCGACAUGUUUCUCGACACCAUUCAGCUGCAGAACCCCACAAAAGCACAGCGCAUAGUCAACGAGCAGGGCGGCAACCUCGACAACAUCAAAGACAAGGUCGACGCGAUCGCCGCCCGCCUCUUUGCCCGCAGACACAGCGGCGUUGGCGACGACGACGAAGAUCUUUGGCAACAGUUUCGUACAGAAUUAGAAAGGGAAGGAUUUUCCAAGGAAGUCCUGCGGAAAAACAAGGAGGUCCUCCGCGCAUAUAUUCGUGAGCUCGAAGAGUCCACCGGCAACGAUGCCACGGCUCCUCCCUCCGUCCGCGGUCUGCUCGCCCAAGAACGCGGCGAAACCUACGGCUCCUACAACGACCGCCGCAAAGCCGUUCCCGCCGUCGACCCGCGCACUUCCGUUCCUAAUUUGCCGGCUCAAUACAGCUCUCUCUCGACCUACGACCGUGAAGACGAGAUGGACGACCACAACGAUUCCCUUGCCCUCAUCUCUACCCGGGACCUGAUGGCCCUCGACAACCUCAACACGGGCAUGGAAAACCUCCGCAUCGCCGCCGCACCUCUUCAGAACUACUCAAUCUCACCCUCCGAUGCCUCCCCUUCAACUCGCUACCUCCCUCCAGAGGUCGCCAGCAACCUCGGCGUCUCACCACGCUUCGUACCACCAAUGUCCCGCGGCGGACUGCCCUUUGGCGCCUCACCACGCACAUCAGCCUCACGCCUCGCCCCGGACGCCCGCGGCAAGGACAUUCCUCUCGAGGCACAAUGGACCCGCAUCCGCCGUGCCCUCGUCUCCCCAGAAGUCCUCGAGCGGGCCGGCGUCCGCUACGAAGCCCGUCCGGACUACGUCGCGGUCCUUGGCGUCCUGACUCGCGAGGAAAUCACGAACUUUGCCCGCCUGUCGGCCGAGGCCCGCUCGGCCCGCUCCCGGGGUAGACGGCCCCCACCGCCCAAUAAUAGCAAUAACUCACCUCCCACCCCCCGCUCCCGCAGACGAGCCGACUCCCGCGGCUUCACCUCCUCUUCCGACGACAUUCUCUGGGACUCCUCCGACGCUACCUCUUCUGACAGCGGCUAUGACCACAAGAAGGAAUCCAAGCAAGCCUACUACAUCGUCCCACCCCCUUCGGACAAGGAAAAGGGCACAUCUCCCUCCGCCACCGUUCAGCCGAAACCAAUCCUCAAGAACAAGAACGAGAACCACGUGCGUUUCGACCCGGAGCCGCACGAAUUGGAGCCUACCCCUCCACGCUCCUACCGCGAGGAAAGAGACAAGAGUCGGCAUCGGUCGUCCAGGAGGGAUCACCGCGACGGUGGCCAUGACAGGGACCGUGGCGACCGCGAGCGCAACCGUGAUCGCGAGCGUGACUACAGAGACCGCGAUCAUCGUGAGCACCGCGAGCACCGCGAACACAGGGACCGCGACAGGGACCACUACCCGCGCCGCCACCACCGCGACCGCACGGCGGAGCGCGAGAGGCGGGACAAGAAGAAGGCGUGGGGCGAGACGCUCGGCGCCGUGGGCAUCGGCGGUGCCGCGGCGAGUCUGUUGAGCGUGCUCACAGAGGCAGCGUCCGUCUUGUAG